GCCUCGGGGCCCUAGGCGGGGCACGUGCGCGAGGAAGCGGCGCUGUCUGCUCGCACGGAGCUGGUAGACCGUUCAGCGUGGAGUCAUGGGAGGCCUGGAGAAGAAGAAGUAUGAACGAGGCUCUGCCACCAACUACAUCACGAGAAACAAAGCCCGGAAGAAGCUGCAGCUGAGUCUGGCUGACUUCAGGCGGCUGUGCAUCCUGAAGGGCAUUUAUCCCCACGAACCCAAACACAAGAAGAAGGUGAACAAGGGCUCCACGGCGGCCCGAACUUUUUACCUUAUCAAAGACAUCAAGUUCCUCCUCCACGAACCCAUCGUCAACAAGUUCCGGGAGUACAAGGUGUUCGUCCGGAAGCUCCGGAAGGCCUAUGGGAAGAGUGAGUGGAACACCGUGGAGCGUCUGAAGGACAACAAGCCCAACUACAAGCUUGACCACAUUGUCAAGGAGCGGUACCCCACCUUCAUAGACGCCCUGCGGGACCUGGACGAUGCCCUCUCCAUGUGCUUCCUCUUUUCCACCUUCCCACGGACUGGCAAGUGCCAUGUGCAGACCAUUCAGCUGUGCCGCCGGCUCACCGUGGAGUUCCUGCACUAUGUCAUCGCCGCACGUGCCCUGCGCAAGGUCUUCCUGUCCAUUAAAGGCAUUUACUACCAGGCUGAGGUGCUGGGACAGCCCAUCGUGUGGAUCACGCCCUACGCCUUCUCCCACGAUCACCCGACAGACGUGGACUACAGGGUCAUGGCCACCUUCACCGAGUUCUACACCACCCUGCUGGGCUUCGUCAACUUCCGCCUCUACCAGUCUCUGAACCUACACUACCCUCCCAAGCUUGAGGGUCAGACCCACACAGAGGCGAAGGCCAGUGAGGACACCUAUGCACUGGACUCCGAGAGCUCUAUGGAGAAACUGGCGGCCCUCAGUGCCAGUCUGGCCCGCGUGGUGGUGCCUGCGGAGGAGGAAGCCGAGGUGGAUGAGUUUCCGCCCGAUGGGGAGAUGGCGUUGCAGGAAGAGGACCGCAGGAAGGAGCUGGAGACGCAGGAAAAGCACAAGAAGCUCUUUGAGGGCCUGAAGUUCUUUCUGAACCGCGAGGUGCCCCGCGAGGCCCUGGCUUUCGUCCUCAGGAGUUUUGGGGGGGACGUGUCCUGGGACAAGUCUUUGUGCAUCGGGGCCACGUAUGACGUGACUGACCCCUGCAUCACCCACCAAAUUGUCGACCGGCCUGGGCAGCAGACCCCUGUCAUCGGCAGGUACUACGUGCAGCCCCAGUGGGUGUUUGACUCUGUGAACGCCCGGCUCCUCCUCCCUGUGGCGGACUACUUCCCCGGGGUGCAGCUACCCCCACACCUCUCACCCUUCGUGUCGGAGAAGGAAGGAGAUUACGUCCCCCCUGAGAAGCUGAAGCUGCUGGCCCUGCAGCGAGGAGAGCACCCAGGAAGUAUGAAUGAAUCUGAAGAGGAGGAUGAGGAGGAAGACAACGAGGAGGAAGACAACGAAGGUGAUGGUGAUGAAGGGGGAGAAAAUGAGGAGGAGGAGGAGGAAGAUGUGGAGGCUGGUUCGGAAAAGGAGGAAGAGGCCCAACUGACAGCCCUGGAGGAGCAGAGGAUGGAGGGGAAGAAGCCCAGGGUGAUGGCAGGCACCGUGAAGCUGGAGGAUAAGCAGCGGCUGGCCCAGGAGGAGGAGAGCGAGGCCAAGCGCCUGGCCAUCAUGAUGAUGAAAAAGCGGGAGAAGUACCUUUACAACAAGAUCAUGUUUGGCAAGAGGCGCAAAAUCCGCGAGGCCAACAAACUGGCAGAGAAGCGGAAAGCCCACGAUGAGGCUGUGAAGUCUGAGAAGAAGAAGGCCAAGAAGGCAAGGCCAGUGUGAGUGACGGCAGCCUCUUGAUGGGCAAGGCCGGCUCCUGGCGCUGGACUUGGCAUGGGCAGGCCGGAGGACCUAGGCCUGGUGACAGACAAGUCUCUGUUCUGUUUCCAUGCCCCUCCUCCUCCUGCUGGCCCUGGCCUCCUCUCACACUCUGGCUGGGCCCUUGGGCAGCCCCGGCUUCCCUUCCAUGGAGGUCCCUGCUGGUGGCUGGGCGGAGGAGAGGCCUCUGUGCCCAGCCUGACUUGAUGCUCCCAGGAGUCAACAGCACAGGAUGCAGGGGCCUGACCAGCCCCUUGUCGACUGCUCCCAUUCACCCUGGCUUUCCGCAGCCCCCCAACAUACUCAUUCACACGUAGUUGGACCCCUGAUUUUCCCAGUGCCGUGAUGGGGUGAGGAUGGGGAAGCAUUUGCUAUUAAACGGCUGGAGUUUUGCAGCCAAUUGAA
This is a messenger RNA of Equus quagga, 2308 nucleotides long. It is a transcript of the gene PES1, whose product is annotated as pescadillo ribosomal biogenesis factor 1. NCBI's taxonomy places the organism in Eukaryota, Metazoa, Chordata, Mammalia, Perissodactyla, Equidae. Bases 86 to 1867 code for a protein of 593 amino acids. Gene Ontology annotation, cellular component: nucleolus; PeBoW complex. The record is from RefSeq and is a predicted model, not a curated record. Gene Ontology annotation, molecular function: RNA binding. Gene Ontology annotation, biological process: ribosome biogenesis; maturation of LSU-rRNA from tricistronic rRNA transcript (SSU-rRNA, 5.8S rRNA, LSU-rRNA). The transcript is spliced from 15 exons.